AAUUUCUUGUUGACAAACUGCAAAUUUGUGUUGAUUCUGCUUCAAUCGAUUGAUUUUUCGCGUAAUUUUAGUGCAAAACCUACCAGCUUUCGCAAAACAUAUUCCGGUGCGCAAUCAUGUGAAUUCCAGCGCGCCCCCCGUUGACCAUGGGACAGACCCCUUCGUCGUCGUCGUCGAGCAUGGAACCGGCCAAAAAGAUCCCGGACUGGGUGCACAGCUUCAGCGUGAGCGAAACGCGCAAGCACAAGGGCUACACGAUCUAUCGGAUCACCUCGAUUGUCUUCCCGCGGUACCUGCCGGAGGCGCUGACCAGCGUGACGCUGUGGAAGCGGUUCAGCGACGUGAAGCAGCUGUACAAGGAUCUGGUGAGGCGACAUCGCGAUCGGCACCUGCCGGGGACGGUUCCGGAGCUGGCGGAGCGGACCUACUUCAAGCGGUUCGACGCGCGGAUCAUCGAGGAACGGCGGCAGUACGUGCUGCGGUUGCUGGAGUUUGCCGGGAGGGAACCGGUGCUGUACCAGUCGUACGCGUUCGUCAAGUUUUUUGAGCGGGGCAUUUCGCCGGAGGGAUCGCCGCAGAAGGGUGGCAAUAUUGCGGAGAUUUGCGGGAAUCUGGCGAUUCCGGUGCCGGACGAGAUUGUGCUGGUUGAUCCGAGUCGGGACGAUGGGGAGGUUGGGAGCGGUGGCGAGGACGACGUGGUGAGCGUUGGGGGGUCGAUGGUGGACUCGAUGUUGUCGCAGUCUUCGAGUGCGCAGUCUGGGGGGGAACCGGUUUCCGGGGUUUUGGAAGAACCGGUUGAUGAGGUGGACUCGCUGGAUUACAUCGUGGAGGCGGCCAUGGUGUUUAGCCGGGCUGCCCAGGCGGAGGCCAACGGCCGCUACAAGGAAGCGUUUGACGAGUACAAGGCAGGAAUUGACCGGUUGCUUACCGGAGCGAAAACCGACGCGAAUGCCGCCCGCAAGAAGAUGGCCAAGGAGAAGACCUGCAAGUACGUAACGCGUGCCGAGGAAAUCUACGAAAAGUAUCUCCUGCAUCAGGAGGACGACGCCAUUCUGCAGCUCAGCCCAAUCUGCCUGGACGAUCCGAGUUCGCCGAUUCAGCUGUUGGAACGCCCGCUCAACUACCUGUCCCGGUACAAAGUGGUCCGCGUGCUCGAGGGUCGCGUCAUGCAGGUUCAGGACGUCACCGAUCGCAAGUUCUACGUCAUGAAGGGCAUCCGGAAACCCGCCGGAGGCUUCUCCCAAGCAAGCUCUCUCCCGUACAACGUUCCGUACAUGGUGCCGCUGGUCGCGUACUUCCAGUCCGAGUCCAGCGUCUUCCUGCUGCUCAAACUGGUCGCGGGUGGCAAACUUUACGACUACAUCGCCAGCUACCGAAAAUCAGACGAAUUCACCCCUCCCACUUCAGAAGAUUCCGCCGGCGGCGCCGGCGACGACUCCGAACCGGAAACCAAAGCGCAAGAAUCGUCCAACGAGUCGGACUCGAGCGUCACCACUACAACCUCCGCCUUCGACUCCGGCUUCAUCGAUCUCGUCAACGACUACAACAGCAAGCAACCCUUGAUCCCCGAUCCGGAACCUCCGCAGGAGGUCGAACAAGCCCAGGAAGCGGUCGUCGACGAAGUCGACCCCCCGCCACCAACCUACAUUCCCUCGUUUGACGCCCUGUCCAAGGACAUGGACGUGAGUGAUCUCGUCAGCUGCAGCCAGCAGCUGCUCCGUGCCGUGUCGCAAACGAUCGAGCAAUCUGAACAGCAGCGUCCGAGGAGCGAGCUUUUGGAAAGGGAAGGUGGCAAACUGCUGGUGGCGGCGGUGCCCAAGCGACCCCACAUCGAUACUAGUCAAUUAGAGUUAAGGACGGCGGCGCAGCCGGACCAACUGCCCGAGGGAUGCGUCAAGCAGUGGAUCAGCGAGCUGAUCAUCGCGGUGGAUAAUCUGCACUUUAAUGGGAUCGUUUGUGGCGACCUCACCAUGGACAACCUGCUGCUCGGUCCCGAGGGCCAACUGCUGCUGACGUACUUUUACCGCAAGGAGCGCUUCCCGGACGCGGCCACUCUCGCCACCGAACUUCGGCCCGAAGCGGUCCAGCAACUCUACGUGGCACCGGAGCGGCCGCUCCAACCGUGCUCCGACUACUGGUCCAUUGGCGUCAUCCUGUUCGAGAUGCUCACCCGGCGCAGCUUCCUCGCCUGCCAUCCGGCCGGGGUGUUCUGUUACCAGGACGUUCAGUAUCCGGACGCGGUGGACAUUUCGGACGAGGCGCGCCAGCUGCUGGACGGGUUACUGCAGCCGCUGCCCGAGAAUCGGUUCGACUUUAAGGAGAUCAUCGCAAGUGCAUUCUUCCACACGAUCGACUGGAGCGAGGUCAAACGACGAGGACAGCAAAGUGCUUAGGAGUUUGUGGAGUUCGUUACGCGCGCGUACUAAUUUAAACUGUAACCGGUGCAACAAAAUAUAGUCCAACAAUAAAUACUGUUUGUGUAAUGACGUUCGGAUUCAAUAAAUGUGUUUGUAAGCGAGUCUGUUAGCUUUU
Culex pipiens pallens (northern house mosquito) is the source of this 2532-nucleotide messenger RNA. Its product is annotated as ribosomal protein S6 kinase delta-1. Gene Ontology annotation, biological process: protein phosphorylation. Bases 147 to 2393 code for a protein of 748 amino acids. Gene Ontology annotation, molecular function: ATP binding; protein kinase activity; phosphatidylinositol binding. NCBI's taxonomy places the organism in Eukaryota, Metazoa, Arthropoda, Insecta, Diptera, Culicidae. The record is from RefSeq and is a predicted model, not a curated record. The transcript has 4 exons.